UUUCCUGAAAGCCCGGCGAAUGACGCUGUCCCCGGCGCGUAGAAUACGAAACGCCAAACUGCUGCGGAGAAAUUUAGCUAUCAAAGACAUGGAGGUGCACGGCGAGGAGAGACUGUGUGGGAAAUGGAAGUUUGCCUGUGGUUUGUACAGUUACAACUUGAGGGAUGUGUUCACAUGGCGUCUGCUGAAGACCAUCUUCAUGGGGCAGGUCCUGUCCCUGCUGAUCUGUGGGACGGCAGUGAGCUGUCAGUACCUGGUCACUGCUGGGGUGGAGACGCCCAUGCUGCAGAGCUUCUUCAACUACGCCCUGCUGCUCCUCGUCUACACGACCACCCUCUGCACCCGCAAAGGCGAGAGGAACAUCUUGCAGGUUUUAAAAACCAAGUGGUGGAAGUAUCUGCUGAUGGGUGUGGCAGAUGUCGAGGCAAACUAUGCGGUGGUGAAGGCCUACCAGUUCACCACCCUGACAAGUAUACAGUUAGCCGUCGUGCUCGACUGUGUGUUGCAGCUGCUGGACUGCUUUGUGAUCCCCGUGCUGAUGGUGCUUUCCUGGUUCCUGCUGAAGACUCGCUACAGGCUGGUGCACUUUGUCGCCGUGGCGGUGUGCUUGUUGGGGGUGGGCGCCAUGGUGGGAGCCGACAUCGUUGCAGAAAGACACCAGGGAUCCACCAGUGACGUGGUGCUGGGAGACGGCCUGGUCCUGCUCAGCGCCGUCCUCUAUGCCGUGUCCAACGUGGGCCAAGAGUACACGGUGAAGAACUUGAGCCGGGUCGAGUUCCUGGGCAUGAUGGGCCUUUUCGGGACCCUCAUCAGCGGCAUACAGCUAGCCGCCUUGGAAACGCGCGCAGUGGCGGCCAUUAAAUGGGACCUUUGCAUCUCCGUGCUGUUUGCGGUCUACGCUCUGUGCAUGUACGCGCUGUACAGCUUCAUGCCCGUGGUGGUGAAGAUGACCAGCGCCACGGCGGUCAACCUCUCCCUGCUCACCGCCGACCUCUUCAGCCUCUUCUGUGGCCUCUACUUCUUCCACUACGCGUUUUCCACGCUGUACAUCGUCUCGUUUCUCGUCAUCACCGUGGGUUUCGUCAUGUUCAACGCCGCUCCCACCUACUCCGCUCUGCCGGAGUCCGGCUCCGACGAGGACGACGGCGGCGCCGACCUGACGGCCGAGAGCUCCUCGGACCGCCGAAUGUCCGCAGGCGGAGACACUCCGGGCGCCGAGACGCUGCCGGCUGCGCUGUGACAAGUGUCCAAGGUGUAGUGUACCGGUUGGACAAGAGACGCCAGUGUACAAGUACACGUUUUCACAUCAGCCGCCACUUUACGUCAUUUUAAGGAAUUUGAAAGCGAUCACAAAGUUGUAUUCUUGUUGCCUAUGGUGCCGUUACAAUUUUUAUUUGGUAAGUUACCAGACAAACUGUAGAUCGCAAGGUUUUUGUUUUUUUUUGGAUGGUGAAAAGCAUGUUGACGUGCAGAGGUUUCCCUUUUUUACAAUUAAAUAGAUUUUCAUAUUAAACUGGGUUUUCAUUCUUUUCCAAUGACUUGACCCAUGUGUCUGUUUGGUUGUUGUGAUAAUUACCUGUAAUGUGUGUGUUUUUUAUGCCUCUGGUCAAAGUUCUGUUCUUGUUCUUGUUUUCUUAAACACUACUUCUCA
Molecule: messenger RNA, 1651 nt
Organism: Gasterosteus aculeatus aculeatus (three-spined stickleback)
Lineage: Eukaryota; Metazoa; Chordata; Actinopteri; Perciformes; Gasterosteidae
Source: RefSeq, a predicted model, not a curated record